AACAUUCAUUUCACACAUUCCCAAAGUAAGGCCUAGCUAAGACCAAAAUCUUCACUAGCAAUCCACUGGAUACAAAAUAAUAGUACAAAUAGCCAUGGCUAAGUCACAUGCAUUGGUGGCAACAUUGUUGCUUGUCAUGGUGGUGUCCCUGGCCGCACUAGAGGGUGUUCAUGGCGUAUGUGGCAUGUCGAAUGAUGAAUUCAAGCUUUGCCAGCCUGCGGCGGCAGUGGAUAACCCGACAGAGAAUCCGUCGGCUGAGUGUUGUGCUGCGCUUGGGAAGGCCAAUCUAUCAUGCAUUUGCCGCUACAAAGGUAUCGCUGGCAUAUGGCUGAGAAUGUACCACAUCGACGCAAAGCGCGCCAUGGCUCUGCCCGGCAAGUGCGGUCUCACCAUGCCCAACAACUGCUCAUGAUCAUUGGAUGUACUACCCAUGAGCUGAUGAGCAUCUAGGAGUCGGUUGUUCUACAUCUGCAUCGACACUUAUAUAUGGCUAAAUAAGUGGAGGAGCACUUGAAAAAGCAUUGUGCUACUCGGUCUUAUUGUUGUUGUGUAAUUUGAAAGUGUGAUUAUCCCAUUAAGCUCUUGAUAAAAUAGUAUAUGCAUGUUAUACUAGAAGUGUGAGGAUGGCAAACGUGCCUUGCAUGUUAUCCCGUGAAAUUAAUAUCUUAUAUUGGUGUUGUUCGUGUCAAAA
Molecule: messenger RNA, 691 nt
Organism: Triticum urartu
Lineage: Eukaryota; Viridiplantae; Streptophyta; Magnoliopsida; Poales; Poaceae
Source: RefSeq, a predicted model, not a curated record